CAAGAAUGCGAUGUAUAUUAAUCUCAAUCAAAAAAGAACCCCAAGUGUGAACAGAUACACAAGAUUCAUAGGAGACGUCAACCUUUAACUAAAUCAGUUCAAAACAAAAAACAAACGGAUGUGCCGGUCAUUCAUUCAUCGAGCAAGAAAUCAUCUUUCUUUAUUGUCUAAUUCACACCAAUCGACACAUUUAAGAUCUGUAUACGUUAUGCUUUCUUUCCUUUUCGCCAUCUCCUCUACUAAAAUACUUCUAUAAAACCAUGGUUUGUACACUGAACAGUCUUAGACUUGAGAGAAAAAUACAGAGAUGGGUGCCUGCAGAUUUCACAUAGUAGUGGCUAUUCUCUCUCUUGUGUUCCUUCUACCAGGCAUACAUGGCUGGGGUGCUGAUGGGCACCACACGAUUUGCAAAAUUGCGCAGUCUCGAUUGAGUGAAGCUGCAGCAGAUGCUGUGAAGGAACUGUUGCCAGCAUUUGCAGAGAAUGAUUUAGCGAGUGUAUGUUCAUGGGCAGACCAAGUCAGAUUUCAUUAUCACUGGUCUGCUCCUCUUCAUUUCAUUAAUACUCCUGGAGUUUGCAACUUUGACUACAACAGGGAUUGUAAAGAUGAAGAUGGGGUGAAGGGAAGGUGUGUAGCAGCAGCAAUCAACAAUUACACCACUGAGCUUCUUACCUACAAACAAGAUUCCUCUAAAUCUGACUAUAAUCUCACAGAAUCACUCCUCUUCCUUUCUCAUUUCAUGGGAGACAUCCAUCAGCCAUUGCAUUGUGGGUAUGCUGCAGAUAGGGGAGGUAAUGACAUUGAAAUCCAUUGGUACACCAGGAAACAAAAUCUUCACCAUGUAUGGGAUGUCAAUAUAAUUGAAACAGCUGAAGAACGGUUCUAUGACUCCAAUGUGGAUGAAUUUGCGGAUUCAAUUCAGAAGAAUAUCACGACUGGAUGGGCUGAUUUAGUUCCAAAGUGGGAGACCUGCAGUAGUAAUCAGAUUACUUGUCCAGAUGUAUAUGCAUCUGAAAGCAUCAAAGCAGCCUGUGAUUGGUCAUAUAAAGGUGUGACUGAAGGAUCAACAUUGGAAGAUGACUACUUCCUUUCCCGGCUACCGAUAGUCAAGUUGCGAUUGGCGCAAGGCGGGGUCCGAUUGGCAGCAACUCUCAACCGUAUCUUCAGUUGAGAAUAGAAUUAUUGUGUAAAUUUAUGCAACUGAAUAGUGAAUGUCUGAAUGCUAUCAACUUAUUGGAAGUUCUUGACAUAGCUUGCCAAU
Tripterygium wilfordii is the source of this 1261-nucleotide messenger RNA. RefSeq names its product endonuclease 2. The transcript is spliced from 8 exons. Gene Ontology annotation, molecular function: endonuclease activity; nucleic acid binding. Gene Ontology annotation, biological process: DNA catabolic process. The record is from RefSeq and is a predicted model, not a curated record. The coding region runs from base 308 to 1171 and encodes 287 amino acids. NCBI's taxonomy places the organism in Eukaryota, Viridiplantae, Streptophyta, Magnoliopsida, Celastrales, Celastraceae.